AUGCCACGGGAAAUCAUUACGAUCCAGGCUGGGCAGUGCGGCAACAGCAUCGGAAGCCAGUUCUGGCAGCAGCUCUGCCAGGAGCACGGAAUCAGCCAGGAUGGCACCCUCGAGGACUUUGCGACCGAAGGCGGCGACCGAAAGGACGUGUUCUACUACCAGAGCGACGACACGCGGUACAUCCCUCGCGCCAUUCUGAUCGACCUGGAACCGCGGGUCAUCAACGGCAUUCAGACGGGCGCCUACCGAAACAUCUACAACCCCGAAAACUUUUACGUCGGCAAAGAUGGCAUGGGCGCGGCCAACAACUGGGGCGACGGCUACCAGAGCGGCGAGGCGGUAUACGAGGACAUAAUGGAGAUGAUUGAGCGCGAGGCAGACGGCAGUGAUUCUCUAGAGGGAUUCAUGAUGCUACACUCGAUCGCGGGCGGCACGGGCUCAGGGUUGGGGUCUUUCCUGCUCGAGCGGCUCAACGACCGGUUCCCCAAGAAGAUUAUACAGACGUACUCGGUGUUUCCGGACACGACCAACGCGGGCGACGUGGUUGUGCACCCGUACAACAGCAUCCUGUCCAUGCGGAGGCUAACGCAGAACGCGGACUCAGUGGUGGUGCUGGACAACGGGGCCCUGUCACACAUUGCGGCGGAUAGGCUACACGUGCAGGAACCAUCGUUCCAGCAGACGAACCAGCUGGUCGCGACGGUCAUGUCGGCGAGCACGACGACGCUACGAUACCCGGGCUACAUGCACAACGACCUCGUAAGCAUCCUCGCGUCGCUGAUCCCGACACCCCGAUGCCACUUCCUCAUGACGGCGUACACGCCGUUCACGGGAGACCAGGUGGAGCAGGCCAAGACGGUGCGCAAGACGACGGUGCUGGACGUGAUGCGGCGACUGCUGCAGCCCAAGAACCGCAUGGUGUCGACGGUGCCGGGCAAGAAGAGCUGCUACAUCUCCAUCCUCAACGUGAUCCAGGGCGAGGUGGACCCGACGGACGUGCACAAGAGCCUGCUGCGCAUCCGCGAGCGGCGGCAGCUGGCCACGUUCAUCCCUUGGGGACCGGCGAGCAUCCAGGUGGCCCUGACGAAGCGCAGCCCGUACAUUCCCAUGAGCCACCGCGUGAGCGGCCUGAUGUUGGCCAACCACACGAGCAUCGCCACGCUGUUCAAGCGCAUCGUCCGGCAGUACGACAGCAUGCGCAAGCACAACGCCUUUAUCGAGGGGUACAAGAAGACGGCGCCGUUCUCGGAGAACCUGCACGAGUUUGACGAGGCCCGGCAGGUGGUGGCGGACCUGAUUGGGGAGUACGAGGCGGCCGAGAACGCAGACUACCUGAACCCCGAGGGCAAAGAUCUGCCGACGUCGGCGGAGACGGACAGGAGAGUUGGCUGA
Messenger RNA from Purpureocillium lilacinum, 1392 nucleotides. RefSeq names its product gamma-tubulin. Lineage: Eukaryota; Fungi; Ascomycota; Sordariomycetes; Hypocreales; Ophiocordycipitaceae. The record is from RefSeq and is a predicted model, not a curated record. Gene Ontology annotation, cellular component: cytoplasm; gamma-tubulin complex; spindle pole body. Gene Ontology annotation, biological process: microtubule nucleation; meiotic spindle organization; mitotic cell cycle. Gene Ontology annotation, molecular function: structural constituent of cytoskeleton; GTP binding.